Molecule: messenger RNA, 6388 nt
Organism: Hymenoscyphus albidus
Lineage: Eukaryota; Fungi; Ascomycota; Leotiomycetes; Helotiales; Helotiaceae
Source: the annotation of a GenBank genome assembly
AUGGACCGGGUUUUGCGCGAGAGCGUCGGCGAUUACUCUAGUCUCCUUGAACUGGCAGACCAAUAUCGUCACAAAGCCGACGAGGUGGGCUUAGCCCGGGCUUUUCUAUUACAUGCCGUAAGAUCUGGCAUGCUCUUACAGUAAGUAUUGAUUAUUUUGACGACUUUAGAAUGUAAUUGAACGUUGCUAAUAGAAGAAAAGAUGGGUGAAGCGACAGCCAGACCUUCUGAGCGCAACAGAACCCAAGCCACAGGCACUCGGUAUUUCAGGUGGACUCACAAACCUUUCUACCCUAGCAAUCUCUAAAGACUUUGCAUCUCUAUAUGCCGCAGUCUUGGAGGCAGCACGUAUGUUUGUUAGACUAUGCAGGUUCACGUCAGUGAGAUCAAGGGCCAUGGAGGAUCGUCCUGGUGUGUGGGGCUUGGCAGUAUUAGGCAUAGCGCCGGAUGAGCUUAGCAAAGUGCUUGAUCAGUUUCAACAAGCAAUGGUAAGUAAAAAAAGGGGGGGUUCGUAUGCAAUUUUGACUAAUCGCUUAUCCGUAGGGCGUCCCCCCUAUCGAAAGAGCAAAAGUUGGUGUAACAGGAGAUCGUUGGAGCACUGUUAUUGGGCCACCAAGUGUCCUAGAGUUUGUCAUCCACAAAUGCCCGGCGUUGAAAAACUUGCCCAAAAAUGAGUUGAGCAUUCACGCUCUCCAACAUGUAGUCACUGUGUCCCAGGCGGACCUGGAAUGGAUGGUUGGGGAUUCGGCACUGCAUAACAUCCCAAUUCUCCCCGACUUCAAUGUCUGGGGUAUGGACGAGCCUCACGCAGCUUAUGGCUGUUGGGGAGAUCUGCUCCGAGCUGUGGUACUUCAAGUGUUAUCAUUGCCGUUGGAUAUCAAGAAGGUCAUCGGUCAGCUCAAUACCUGGCUCGGCACUGGUAAUGUCCAUUGUGAUGUGAAAGUCAUUGGCCCCAGCAGCCAUUUGGGCUACUUAGCCAGUGCCAUGAAGGGCGCAGGAAACACAACAACUCUUCACACUGACAAGUCACUGGAGGGUACUGGCCUUCCCAAAUCAGACCGGAUUGCCAUUGUUGGAAUGACUGGAAGAGGGCCAGGCAGCGACAACCUUGAGGAGUUCUGGAAUGUCAUUAUGUCAAAGCAGGACCUAUGCAGAGAGGUUCCGAAAGAUCGAUUUGACAUAGAAGAGUUCUACUGCGAGAAGCACAAUGACACAUGUAACAGCCACUCGAUUCGGUUGUUUCAUGGACAAGCCAGGGAAUUUCGAUUCUAGAUUCUUUCACGUAUGACCAAGAGAAGCAUUAUUGAUGGAUCCAGGUCAUCGGCAGUUUUUGAUGAGUGCCUACGAAGCUCUCGAGGUAGCUGGCUACUCUGAUGGACCUGAUGGUCAAACGAGAGCAGUAGAUCCCAAAAGAAUUGCAGCCUUCUAUGGGCAAGCGAACGACGAUUGGCAUAUGGUAAGCCACUACACCCUUGGUUGCGAUGCGUAUACCCUGCAAGGCGCGCAGCGUGCAUUUGGUAAGUCCCUGGAUCUUCACUGAAACUGUCUCGCCUGCUGAUGCUUGUGUAUAGGAGCUGGUCGAAUCGCUUAUCAUUUCGGGUGGGAGGGUCCAACCUAUUCGCUUGAUUCUGCAUGUGCAUCCUCUGCAUCUGCACUCCACCUUGCAUGUAUGAGCUUGCUCACCAAGGACAUUGAUAUGGCAGUUGUAGGGGGAGCCAAUAUCACAAACUAUCCCCAUUCCUGGACCAGCCUCAGCAAAUCCGGCGUCCUGUCUGAUACAGGCAAUUGCAAAACCUACCGGGAUGACGCAGACGGCUACUGUCGAGCCGAUUAUGAGGGAUCAAUUGUCGUAAAACGACUUGAGGACGCCGUAGCUCAGAAUGACAACAUCCUAGCGGUGGUUGCUGGCUCUGGAAGAAACCAUUCUGGUAACUCAACUUCUAUCACAACGUCCGAUGCUGGUGCGCAGGAACGGUUGUUCGAAAAGGUAUUGCGCAAUGCAAGAAUUUCACCACAAGAUAUUUCGUAUGUGGAGAUGCAUGGCACUGGGAACCAAAUAGGGUAAGCAACUUAUGCAGAAGCUUUUGUGGGCCAUAAGUGCUAACAGGCAUCAGUGAUCCAGCUGGCAGUUACAAACUUUUUCAAGCAUCGAACAGGAAUUGAGCCCUUGGUAGUUGAAGGUGUCAAGGCAAACAUCGGUCACAGUGAAGCGGUAAGUGGUUACCAAAAUCGGAUUUUGGGUUCACGAUCUAACGCUUGGGUCAUAGGCUGCUGGUAUGGCCGCAUUGCUGAAAUGUUUGAUGAUGCUUCAGGUAUGUUAAGCUUCGAUGGAAUACUUUUAUAGUAACUAAAUCGUUCAACAGAAAAAUAUCAUCCCGCCGCAGUUUGGAAUGCCAAACACCCUUAAUGCUAAUUUUCAUUCUCUUGCCGAACUCAACAUUGAAAUUCCCUGAGCCCAAAGAAUUCAAGUCUGUUGACCAUAAGCCGAGACGCAUCCUUCUCAACAACUUUGACGCAGCAGUAAGUUGUCCCAAUUCACGAACAAAAUAGCUCCCUUGCUUACGAUGUCUUCAACCAGGGGGGGAAUUGCUGUGUUGUCAUUGAAGACUACAUACCUGCCGCCAAACAAGGCUUAGACCCUCGACCUAGUCACGUCUUUGCGACCUCCGCGAAGACCCAAAACUCUUUUCAUGCAAACAAGCGCAAUCUUGUCAAGUCGCUACGAGAAAAUCCAGAUGCCAAUAUUCAAGGUAUCGCCUAUAGUACUACUGCGAGAAGGAUGCAUCAUCCUAUUCGAUUUGCCUGCUCUGCAUCAACAACCGAGGAGCUCAUUAACAAGCUCGAGCUAGACGUGCCAGAUAUGGCACCGACAAAAGCUUCACCAAUCGUUUUCGUCUUCACCGUACAGGGGUCUCACUAUGCCGGUAUGGGGAGUGAGUUGUAUGCUACAUGUGAUACCUUCCGCGAAACAGUGGACUUGUGCUCGAGUAUUUGCGAGGAACACAAAUUUUCUGCUUUUGCUGAUAUCAUCAUUGACAAAAAUGUCGAUUUUUCAACCAAGGAUACGAUACAAACACAACUAGCUGUCGUUACGUUGGAAAUUGGCCUUGCUGCAUUUUGGAGAUCGUGCGGCAUUCAACCAUCCAUGGUCAUGGGGCACUCUUUGGGAGAGUACGUAGCUCUCCAUAUCUCUGGGGUCCUUUCGCUAGCCGAUGUGCUAUAUCUUGUUGGCCAUCGAGCUCGAAUGUUCCUAGAAAGAUGUGAGGCUGGUGCUUGCGCUAUGCUCGCAGUCUCGGCGCCGGCAGCUGCUGUUCAAGAUAUGCUCGACCAAACUCCAAGCUCCUCCUGCACGAUCGCUUGUAUCAACAGUUCGAAUGCUACUGUUGUCAGUGGGACCACCGAUGAUGUUGUGGAACUUCAAAGAACUUUGACUUUGCCCCCGAAUAUUCUUGCGGUUGACUACGGCUUUCACUCCUUCCAGAUGGACCCUAUGAUAAAUGCUUACAUCUCUCUGGCAGCCGGUGUUACCUGUUCGAUUCCGAAAAUCCCGGUGGCAUCAACCGUCACUGCUUCCAUCAUAGACACAGAUGGUAUCUUCAAUGGGCUUUAUCUAGGCAGACAAACUCGACAGCCAGUGGAAUUCGUGGGCGCACUCAAUGCGGCUUGAAAACGAUUUCCCAACCCUCUCUGGCUUGAAAUUGGACCUUCUCCAGUUUGCAGUUCUUUCAUUCGGUCGACACUUUCAAUAUCUCCAAGCAAGAUUCUUCCGACCAUCGAGAAAGACACGAAUCCUUGGGUAUCUAUCUCUAAAAGUCUUGCUGGAACUUACAACAACGGUAUUAACAUCGACUGGCUUGCGCUAAAUACCCCGUUCACCGACGGGUUGAAGCUAUUGAACCUACCAGCAUAUUCAUGGGACAUGAAAGACUAUUGGAUCACCUAUACCGAAGCGAACGAGAAAAAGAAGACACUAGCUCCUGCCGAAGCUCCCACAAGCCAAAUAUCAACUUGCGCACAAUAUGUUGUUCAGCAAUCGUCAUCACCAGAGCUUACAGUAGUAACAUUGGGGGCUUCGACGGACAGUCUGGGGUUCAGCGCUCUCAUUAAUGGCCAUCAAAUCCGAGGAGUGUCCAUUGCCCCAGGCAGUGUCUUCUGCGAUGCGGGACUAGCUGCUGCCAAAUACAUACUCCAGUCUUCUGGGAAGGAAAUUGCGGAAAAUUCAAUAUUGACGAUCAGGGAUGUGUCUCUCAAGCGGCCAUUCACCCAGGCCUCGGUUGAUUCCAAAGGAGAGCUGCUUACGACGGCAGUGGUGGACCGCUCUUCGAGCGAUUGGAUUGGAAUAUCGUGGAAGGCUUCUUCCAAAGAAAGCUCUUUUAAUAUUGGUAACUGUACAGUGGUUGCUGUUGACGCGCUCAAUCUCCAGGCUGACUGGGACCGAGUUUCAUACUUUGCCCAAGCGAGGAUGAACGAGAUAAUCAGAAGUGUCAAGGAAGGAUCUGGACAUAGAAUGCUGAAAGACGUCUUUUACGCACUCUUCUCAAGGACAGUCAAGUAUGCCGUACACUUCAAGCUUAUCAAAGAAGCCUUUAUAUCUCUCGACUUUGAAGAAGUCGUGGCUGAGGUUGUCCUACAAAAUGAUCCUAAAGGGACCCAUUUCGCAGCCUCGCCCUACUGGGGUGAAACCCGCGUCCACCUAGCUGGCUUUCUCGUCAAUUGAAAUCCCAUCCAGUCUUCAGAGACGACAUUUAUGAUGGAUGGAUUCGAAAGUUUCGAACAGACUGCUGACAUCGUGCCAGGAAGACAAUACCUCACAUACGUUCGCGUUUCCCGGAGAGAUAGUGAUACGACAACCUGCGAUGUAUAUAUCUUUGAGUCCAACAAGCUUGUCAUGCAAUGCUCCCGCCUGCGUUUCCACGAAGUUAGCAAUGAAACCCUGGACCGACUGUUGGGGAAAGUGGUUUUGGGGAACCCAUCUAUCAAACCACAGAUUCCAAGGAACCUUACCACAAGCCCCAUACCUACCACCAAAAAUAUAGUAUCUAUCAAACUGGAGAGUACACCCAAAAAAGAGGAAACCCAGGUAAUCGCUGAGGAAGAAAAGGUCACCUCGAGCACUGGCGUCUUUGAAAUCAUCCUCGAUAGUAUCGCAAAGGCUACCGGGACCAAAAUCUCCGAUCUUACUGACGACAUACAAUUAGCCGAAUUAGGUAGGUCUUCCCUUCAUCUCUUCGUAGGAUAAAUAGAAUUCGCUAACUCCAACAGGUGUGGACUCUAUCAUGGGCAUCGAAAUAGCCGCCCGAGCAAACAGCAGCACAGACUCCGGCCUCACCCCCUCCUUCAUGCUCGACUAUCCCACCAUCGGCGAACUACGCAACCAAUUCUCAGAUCACCGACGAUCCUCCUUAUCUGCUGCCUCGGAAACAUCUAGCUCUGAUUUCUCUUUUGUCGAGCGCACCCCCGAGGGCACUUCAGAAUGCUCCAUGACCGAGGAAGAAAUUGCGUCCAAUCCCUCACCAGAGGACGACGAUUCCCCCGCUCCAAACACAAGGGUCAUCCUACUACAAGGUCGACCAUCCAGUGGAAAACAGCCAUUCUACCUCAUUGCCGAUGGCACCGGUAGUAUAGCCACGUAUAUCCACUUAGCACCAUUCAAGUCCAAGAUGCCCAUCUACGGUAUCGAUUCACCAUAUCUCCAAUGCCCCAGCCGAUAUACACCCGAAGCCGGAAUUCCCAGUGCCGCAAAAUUCAUCGUGGAAGCCCUGAUUCGAGUACAACCCGAAGGCGCCUUCCAAAUUGGCGGGUUUUCCGGGGGAGCAAUGCUCGCUUACGAGGUCUGCCGUCAACUCGCAGCAGCGGGACGCAGUGUAGACAGUCUCUUGCUCAUAGACAUGUGUUGUCUACGCCCGGCAGGCUCCCAGUCCAAGUCCGAAAUCGGCUGGAAGAUAUACGAAAGCAUCGCUUCCCAAAGCGGUGGCUGGGACUCCUCGAAGAACACCCAGCAGCACCUCAAAGCAAUCUUCACCAACGUCGCCGCAUACCACCCCGCACCAAUGACAACGGACGAGCGACCCAAACGCACCGCCAUUAUCUUGGCCAAGAAGGGCCUGGUCGAUCGGAUCUCCAGUGAUGUCAGAACGAUGGACUUGCUCGCCAAGCCGAACAUUCCCACCAAAGCGUUCACGGGAUUCAUGAAAGAUGGAAGAAUGGGCGCGAUUGCGUGGGGCUUGCCGCAUAAGACAGAUGCGGACUUGGGUCCUAAUGGGUGGGAGAGAUUUGUUGGGGAGGCGCGAUGUUCCUCAAUCGAUGCUGAUCAUCUUGAGAUGCCGAUGCCGACUCAUGUGCACCUGCUACAGAAGGGAAUGGAAGAGGCGUUUGAAUACUUGAUAUAA